Messenger RNA from Anopheles funestus (African malaria mosquito), 854 nucleotides. RefSeq lists its product as uncharacterized. Gene Ontology annotation, cellular component: nucleus. NCBI's taxonomy places the organism in Eukaryota, Metazoa, Arthropoda, Insecta, Diptera, Culicidae. The transcript has 2 exons. Gene Ontology annotation, biological process: negative regulation of DNA replication; negative regulation of cell cycle. The record is from RefSeq and is a predicted model, not a curated record. The coding region runs from base 12 to 683 and encodes 223 amino acids.
UCAACUGUCAUAUGACAUUUGACGCAGCUGACGCGCUCUGGCGUUAUUUUAAUUGGAGGGAAACGUAUUGUUUUGCUAUUUCUGUGUGCCGCAAUUCGUUGAAAGGCAAGUUAAAUGCAAAAAUGAGUGCUGCUACUACUCCGAACAUUGUCAUACCAGAAGAUACUCCGUCGGAACAAGAAGAAAUUCGUAAAACCUCACGAAUGACGCUGAAGGAAGUGCAGAACGUCGUCAGUACGUUAAAGGAAAAUUUUUACCCAGGAAAAUCAUUGCCUCACGCACCCGGCAAGGAUUUGUCGGUGUCGUCUGCCAAGCAACCGAGCGAGCCGAAACGCUGCAAAAUGGUGGAACAGCUAACAAAGGCUACACAAACGACAUUCGAGGACGAAACAAACCUUCUGGCCGAACAACCAAGUGCGGGCUACUGGGUGAAGGUGGCAGAAAAGCGACGCCUUGCACUGAAGGAAACAGUCGAAGAGAAUGCCCGGCUGCACAUGGAGCUAAGCGAAAAGACCGAGGAACUGAACGAUCUACAGAACGUUGUCGAGUCCCUGAAGAGUUUGGUGGAAACGGUUGUGGAAAUGCUGAACGAGGAAUCCGAAUCGAAAACAACAAAUGAGGCUUCUCAAGUGGACGACAGCGGUAUUGCACAUUCCUUGGUGGAUGGUGGAACGGAUAAUUAGAGCUUAGGAAGUUUGUUUAGUUCACUUUUCUACAUUUAGUUUUAGUUUGUUACCACUUACGAUGUUUGGACGAUUCUUUUUCUCUGAUUUUUCAUAAACUAUUUCACCGAUUACUGAAUAAAACUCGAUUUACUCGAUAUUGGCUUUACAUAAGAAAAGUGUGCCGUACAA